Cynoglossus semilaevis (tongue sole) is the source of this 933-nucleotide messenger RNA. RefSeq lists its product as uncharacterized. The transcript has 3 exons. Lineage: Eukaryota; Metazoa; Chordata; Actinopteri; Pleuronectiformes; Cynoglossidae. Bases 217 to 906 code for a protein of 229 amino acids. The record is from RefSeq and is a predicted model, not a curated record.
AGUGGUCUUAAAUUUAAUUUUUUUAAAUUUUCCGAGUGCAACUUAACUGGGUUCAUGUUGUAGGAGGAACUUAAGUCUGAAAAACAGAGAGAAUGUAUGUUUCUCAUAAUGUGAGCCAAUCAGGAUGUUUUGUCCUAAACUCUUGAUGACGUUGGUACUAAACCCACCAUUUAAAUGGAAUACCACGAGUAGGUCAAAAAACACAGCUGCACCACAAUGAUUGUAGCAGUAACUGCUUUGAUUUUCCUCAGUACAGAGGCUUUGGCUGGAAGCACAGAGGCUCCUCUUGUGGUCUCUAUAAAUGUGGUGGAACCUGGUGAAGAUGUUACUUUGACAAGUCCAUGUCACAGCAAGAUUUUCCACUGGUAUAAGCAGCGUCUUGGAUAUACCAUGGAUACUGUUGCUUUGAAUGUGGACAACCGUGAAUCGUCCAAGCGAACCAAUGACUCUCGUAUCACAGUCUCAACAGGAAAGGAUUGUACUCUCACCAUCAGAAAUGUCAGCAAAGACGAUGAAGCGACAUACUUUUGUUUCAGUGGAACAAUGUUCAGACCCAGUUUUGCCAGCGGCAUCUUCUUGGCUGUGACUGAUAAAAACCAGCAGGACCUUAGUGUCAAACUGACUCCAGAGAUAGUGUCCAUCCAACAAGGAGACCAGAUGUCCCUUCAGUGUUCUCUUCUCUCCGAGAACAAACUGAACAGUGUGCAGUGUCCAGGUGUGGACGAGGUUUACUGGUUCAGAUCUGAAACAGGAUCCUCUCACCCUGGCCUUAUUUACAUUCAAGGGAACAGAACUGUUGUCGCUACAGUCUGUCCACAAAGAUUCAAGAUUCCUUGGACAUUGGGACAUACCUCUGUGCUGUGGUCACCUGUGGAACAGUCUUGUUUAGUGAAAAGACAGUGGUGACAAGUAAGUAGUGAUUUCACCUUCUGU